Messenger RNA from [Torrubiella] hemipterigena, 2875 nucleotides. NCBI's taxonomy places the organism in Eukaryota, Fungi, Ascomycota, Sordariomycetes, Hypocreales, Clavicipitaceae. The record is from the annotation of a GenBank genome assembly.
GCGCUGUAAGCGGCAUGGCGUGAUUGGCUGGGGGCAGUCUUCACAUGGGCGCUGCUCUCCACUGGACAGACGCCUUAAACUGAUCGCCUGGGCCACGGUUCCACAGCUGGUAUUUAGCGAGUACUGUACUUAUUACAGCGGUAGUUUACAGUGGUGUUGUACCUGAGAACACUGGCCGCAGCAGCUCAUGCGGACCUUCUGCUGGCCUGCUGACAGCUGGUGGACUGCCACCAUGUGACGCCGCUUUGCUGCCACGAGUUCAGCACCAACAAGCAAUCGCGUGAAAUUCCGAACAAGAUACAAACAAAUGCGUUGUUCAUAAAUAAACGACGUCAAGUGCAGUUACCCUAUGGAUCCCAACCAGCACAUACGGGACCUACGCACAGGGUAGUGGGUUGGGCUGUUGGGUUGCAGGGCAGAUAGGUAGCAGGGCAGAUAGGUAUUCGUAUUCGCCUCAACAAUACGCCACUAUCUGAUAGAGAUUCUGCAGGUGUAUGCAGUACACUCAGAGGCGUACUAUGGCGAUAUCGAUCAGGCUGUGCAAGGAGGUCCCCGCUGGUCCGUUUGACAGGCCCACGAGUCCAAGUUCAAUGCCCCAUGGCGACGUUUAUUCAGAUUCUCCAGAUAUGAAGGACCUUCUAGCUGCAGACGCAAGACCAAAAUCGAAACUCAAAACAAAGCAUUCCUCAAAAUUAUUGAUAUAAAUACCAAAUCUCUCUAUAUCGGCCUUUAUCCUACCGUGGUUCGCUUACAGUGCCCCUCAGCCACAAUGUUCCCCUCACGUGUGGUUGAUGCCUAUAUAAACAAGGCUUCGAUGCGGCAAGCAUCAUCGCUAGAACCUCAACUACUUCACAUAAAAUAAGCUAAAAUGACAGUCUGCCAAGUCUGCGAGUCGAUUGCCUUCGACGACCUACCAGGGUUUCCGUGGGAUAGCUAUGCGACCGGUCUCAGUGGCAAACAGUAUCAGCAUUCAUUUUACCGAAUGCUGCCUGAACCGCCAGACGCAGCAGUAUCCACCGUUAGAUAUCAUGCGAACCUUGAAUCUCUGCGAGCAGCGGCCGCUGCUGAAUGUGCGCUAUGUGUGAUUAUUCUGGCGCAAGUUGAGGCUCUCUUAGCUGAGUUGGUUGAGCUCCAUAAACUUGCAGAAGCAAGGGAGGCACGCCUCUAUCCAACGCCAACCUUUGAUAUGUGGUUGGUCAGACGUCCUGAUGGAGACCAGGGAUUCUGGGUAAUGUCUGAGGUCCCAAAGAGCAAAGACAUGUCUACGAUUAGUCUAAUUGCCGCGUUUGCAUUCGCCGUUCCUGAUGAUGAUUUACUCAACGAUGUGAUUCGUGGACGACUUGCUGAAGAAGAGCCUGGUGAAAAGUCUCUGAAACGCAUUGCAGAGUGGGAUAGGAUUUACAGUAACGACCGUCCACACCUCGCAUUUACACCAGGGCGCCUGAUUGAUGUCCAGUCAUCGGCAUCAAAGGAUACGGUAACACUCGUGGAAGUAGAGUCCAACAGUGGUGAUCGUUAUACUGCUCUCAGAUAUGCCCACGAAUCAGAAAUCCGCAGCUACUGGGAAGACAACCCUAAGCCAGACAAUGACUGCGUUCGUGUCGAGACGCUCCCCAAGACAUUUCGAGAUGCAAUCACUGUUACACAAGCUCUCGGGAUUCGAUACAUCUGGAUUGACUCUUUAUGCAUACGGGAUGGACCCCAGGCUUGGGAAAGAGAUUCUGAGUCCGCAACCGCCGCCUACGAAAAUGCGUAUCUCACUAUAUCAGCCACAGGCUCCAGCGAUGUAAACGACGGACUCUUCUUUAAGCGUCCCUUGCAAACUAGCACCCUCAUUGUUUACAAAAAAGGAGCAAACAUUACAGUAUUUGUAUAUGCGAUUCUACGACCGCUUGUCAAGGAGGUCGUAAGAGACCGAUACAUAGAAAUGCGUGAUGAGCCUAUUUCGCAGGGCCUGUGGUCUUUUCAAGAGCGCGUCUUUUCACCGCGGACAGUCCACUUUGCUUCUGACCAGAUGUACUUUGAAACUCUCUCGUGCUUUGUCGCUGAAGACGGUCUAUUGAAGUGUUCAGCCUACCACACCAUUGCGGAAACACUACCCGAAGACAACUUCCGUCAAAAGCAUGGCGGUGGUAGCCCGAUAGAACGAUGGCGUGCCCUGAUAGCUGAGUACAACCGGCUACCAGUAGCCAACCCACUAGACAAGCUUCCCGCGCUCGCUAACAUUGCGCGGGUAUAUCAGCGCAUGAUGGGCGGCGACGAGUAUCUUGUGGGACACUGGAAGAGCUCGUUCUUUGGUUCUCUGGCGUGGCAGGCCAUCAGAUCUACGCGAACAGGCGACGAUACUAUCCCGUCUUGGUCCAUCUUGUCCAUCGACGGUAGCUGUGGAGCACACAUCCCUGAGGGCGAAGCAAUCGCCGUGAUAACAGACAUGAAGAUGAGCCUCGCGGAUGAAUCGAAGCCAUUCGGUAGAAUUGAUGCUGUUUCACUGUCCAUGACGGCACCGGUGCUUCCGCUCAAAGUGAUGUCGAAGGACGAGCAUGAUCGCCCAGGCAAACGCAUAUAUCUAACACUUGCCGCAGAUGAGAGUAAAGAAGUUGCUUUCUUGCCCGACACCAUGAGCCGACAGCUUUCGCUGUCUGCUGAUAAGCUCCUGGAGAUGGAGAUGCACGCGCUUGUGAUUAACAAGGUGGCUCAAGUUAUAGAGCCUGGAAGAGGAUGCAACCCUCCAGAUAGGUUCUAUUGUCUUGUUGUCACGCCCGCAGAUGCGUCUGGAAAUAAUACGAUGAAGCGGAUUGGGCAAACGCAGAUCACAGCGCGCGACCUCACUGCUGAGGAGCUACAAGCAGCGCAAAGCGACGUUGUAUUGCUUUAA